AGUGGCCAGGAUAGGAUGGGUCGUGUCCUCUUUGAAGUGGGGCUGGGUGCCUGUGGCACUGUUGUGACGAUGUCUGCAGACUAUCUGAACUACUCUACACACCUGUCCUAUGAGCCCAGACCAAUUGGAACCGUUAUCCUCAGAACGAACGGGGCAGUAGUUCCCAUCCAGUGCUUGUAUCGCAGGCACCAAAACGUGAGCAGCCACGCUAUCAAACCAACUUGGAGACCUUUCAGCUCCACGAAAACCGGGGAGGAACGCCUGGCAUUCUCACUGCGGCUGAUGAACGAUGACUGGAGUGCGGAGCGUGCUUCCAAUGUCUACCACUUGGGGGAGCUCAUUCACAUCGAGGCCUCGGUUGAGACUGGGAACCAUUUGGAUCUCAGGGUGUUGAUUGACCGCUGUGUGGCCACCUUGACCCCAAACAAGACCUCCAGCCCCAGAUACUCCAUCAUUGACUCCAAUGGGUGCCUAGUGGACAGCAGAGACGAAGGCUCGUUUUCCUCUUUUGUAUCACCAAGAGCUGAAGAGGAUAAGCUACGGCUCCUCCUGGACGCAUUUCGCUUCCAUGAGGACCAUCGGAACUCUAUAUUCAUUACGUGCCACCUGAAGGUUUCAGCCGCAGUGGAUAAGGCCAUUGACUCUAUGAACAAAGCCUGUUGGGUCGAUAAGUCAAGCAAUGUGUGGGUCUCAGUAGAAGGUUUGGAUGCUGUGUGCAAUUGCUGUGAACUAGACAACUGUGGAUCAAGUGGAGGGGGUUUUCUUUCCAGAGGAAAGCGAGCUCUAAACUCUGAACCAGGAAGCUUUGCCCAUGGAGAACGAAAAGCCGAGGUGAUGGUGGGGCCUUUGGUGAUCUUCGAUUACGGUUCGGGAGAGCUCGUGGCUUCAAAGCUGGACGAUGCCUUGUCUCAGCGUUCAACGAGCAGCUCUUCAGGUGGAUAACAUGCGAAUCUGUUCCUGUCUCCUCUUCGACCGCGCCUU
Messenger RNA from Callorhinchus milii (elephant shark), 981 nucleotides. RefSeq names its product zona pellucida sperm-binding protein 3. NCBI's taxonomy places the organism in Eukaryota, Metazoa, Chordata, Chondrichthyes, Chimaeriformes, Callorhinchidae. The record is from RefSeq and is a predicted model, not a curated record. The transcript has 8 exons. The coding region runs from base 16 to 942 and encodes 308 amino acids. Gene Ontology annotation, biological process: positive regulation of acrosome reaction; binding of sperm to zona pellucida; egg coat formation. Gene Ontology annotation, molecular function: acrosin binding. Gene Ontology annotation, cellular component: extracellular matrix.